UAAGUCACAUGAAGUCUUUGCUCAUAUCUUCAUCUGUAGUUUUUUGCUGAAAGUGACAUAACACAAGGAUUUUUAUACAAGUUUUGGUGAGUUACAGGAGCUUGUAAUACUUGGAUUACUGAUUCUGCCAGCUUGUUCUAUAUCUGUAUGGCUCCGAAAAUAAUUGGUCUUGUUUCCAAAUUAUUUUCAUGCAUCCACUGUCAAAACAACUGUGGGAGUGGGCAUGCUUCUUUAGCAGCCUUGUAGGUGCCAAGGAACAAAUAUGGAUUCCUCCUUUCUUUCAAGAAGCAACAUAUGAGGGAUCUGAAGGUUGACCUGUGUUAAUAGGUCAAUGCAGAGAUCUUGUUUCUGAUCAUUCUUCUAAAUACUAUACUGAUUUGGAGAUGGGGGGCGUCUUUGAAAAACUUUCUUAAAGCUAGUUGGUGGUGAUGCCUCAGUAUAUGACAUUACCUACUCACACAGCUACUGUGGAACAAAGAAGCAAGUGAGGGCAGCACUUGUUUGGGAGAGUGAUGGUAUCUGGAUUGACUAUGGUGAUUGGGAUGAAAGGAGCUCGGUCGGGAUGCUAGAGGAGUCCCCAUGCGAGGUCAAAGGGUAAGCAGCAGUCGCUAGUUAAGCAGCUUUUUUUCUGCAUCAGUGUGCAGACUGAGUUGUCUGGUUGUAACUCAUGAUGUACUUACUUCCUAGAAAAGUUGAAUCUGAUCAAAAUACUUCAGAUUUGCUUAUUACAGUGACUGCUAACACUUGUCUGUGGUGGCAUAUUGCAUGUAACAGAAUUGCUCAAAGACAAGACAGGGUGGGAGUGCAUAUAAACAAUGUGAAAAACACAACUGAAACAAGGCUAGGAUAUUAGAGAGACUCAAAAGCUACUUUAUUCUGUCUCUGAUAAAGGCAGAAGCAGAUCUAAAAUGCUUGACCCUGGGUCACUUUAACUGUCAGGCCUUAGGCUGUGCAGGAGAUGUGUGCUAGCUUUUUUUUUAGCAUCCAUAAUGGCUUGUGAAGAAAGCUUUUCAGAAUAAGAGGCAUAGAAAAUAGACGGUUAAUAGUGUUCCAGUCCAUUUUUCUGUGAGAAACAAGAGCCUUCCUUACAAUAAGCACUCUUUCCCUUACUGCUCUGUCGAGCCUAGUUCAGGUCGACUAGCAUUUUGGCUGCCAUUAAGAAGCUGCUCUGCUGUGCUGGAUACAGUGUACAGUGGAGAACACAGCCGUGUUACUGAAAUGGAAAAAGAUGGCAAAGCCUUUCAUCCAACAUAUGAAGAAAAACUCAAACUUGUGGCGCUGCACAAGCAGGUUCUGCUGGGACCUUACAACCCUGACACUUGCCCUGAAGUUGGAUUCUUUGAUGUACUGGGGAAUGAUAGAAGGAAGGAAUGGGCUGCCCUUGGAAACAUGUCAAAGCAAAAAGCUAUGACAGAAUUUGUUAAGCUCCUGAAUAGGUGCUGCCACUUGUUUUCAACAUAUGUCACUUCCCACAAGAUAGAGAAAGAGGAACAAGAAAAGAAAAGAAGAGAAGAGGAAGAACGAAGGCGGCGUGAAGAGGAGGAGCGUGAGCGUUUACAAAAAGAAGAAGAAAAACGUAGGCGAGAAGAGGAGGAAAGACUGAGAAGGGAAGAAGAAGAGAGGAGGAGAAUAGAGGAGGAACGACUUCGGAUGGAACAACAAAAGCAACAGAUAAUGGCAGCACUGAACUCCCAGACUGCCAUUCAGUUCCAGCAGUAUGCAGCCCAGCAAUAUCCGGGCAACUAUGAACAGCAGCAGAUCCUAAUUCGGCAGCUCCAGGAACAGCAUUAUCAACAAUACAUGCAGCAGUUGUAUCAAGUCCAGCUUGCACAGCAACAGGCAGCCUUACAGAAACAGCAGGAGGCGGUUGUGGCAGCAACAGGGACACCUCUGACUACUGCAUCGAAGGUGAAUGCACCUGCCCCAGGGGACACCCCAUCUAUUAAUGGGCAGGCCAGUGCACAUGCAGACAGCCCUGAAAAAGAGCUGGAUCCAGAGGCUUUGGAAGAAGCACUGGAGAAUGGACCAAAAGAUUCUGUUCCAGUGAUAGCUGCCCCAUCAAUGUGGACAAGACCCCAGAUAAAAGACUUCAAGGAAAAAAUCCGGCAGGAUGCAGACUCUGUAAUCACAGUUGGCCGAGGAGAAGUGGUUACAGUUAGAGUACCAACUCAUGAAGAGGGGUCUUACCUCUUUUGGGAGUUUGCUACAGACAAUUAUGACAUUGGUUUUGGGGUGUAUUUUGAAUGGACAGACUCCCCUAAUACUGCAGUCAGUGUGCAUGUCAGCGAAUCCAGUGAUGAUGAGGAUGAAGAGGAAGAAAAUACUAGCAGUGAAGAAAAAGCCAAAAAGAAUGCCAGCAAGCCUCAGCUAGAUGAAAUAGUGCCUGUGUACAGACGAGACUGUCACGAAGAAGUGUAUGCUGGCAGCCACCAGUACCCAGGGAGAGGAGUUUAUCUUCUUAAAUUUGACAACUCCUACUCUCUAUGGAGGUCAAAAACAGUUUACUACAGAGUUUAUUAUACUAGAUAAAGGUGUGGCUGUGUCUGAGGCUGGGCUGUGCAGAAGAUGUCAUUUUAUUUGGAAUUUUCUUCAAGCAUAAUGGAUCCUUUUGAGUCUGUGUUUUAUCCUGUCUGUAUCUGUAUGGUUUGUGUGAACUUUAACAAGUAGACACUGGGAUCUUCCUGCUCCGUGACACUAAUGCAUAUUGCAUUGGGCUUAACACAGGAUCUCCCUAGCCCUUUUGGGUAUUGGAGUUAACCAAUGGAAGUCAUUGGCUCCAGUGCUAAGGUCACAUCAGUUGCAUUUGUUAAAGCCUCAUGAAAGAGGGGGAGGGAGUUGCUGGCUCACUGGCUGGGUGAUCUGAUGUUUCCAGGUCUGGAUGCUUUGAAUAACUUGUUAACGGUUAAUUUAAAGGUCCCAUCAAUAACUGAUAGAUUUGGAUGCAGUUUGCUGUGUAGCAAGUUUCUCUUAACUGUAAUUGAAUGUCAGAUUUGUACACCAUUAAAACUUGAAACUUUAAGUUGAUGCAGUUUAGAAACAAGUUGUCUCACUUCUGUCCUCAUCAAAGAAGAAACAUUCAGUUUUUUAAACCAGUGUAGUGGCUAAGACAAGGAUGAACAGCAUCCUGAAAGUACAGCAAAUAACCUCUUCUGAAGAUGUAAACUGAAUGAUGAUUAAAAGUAUAUGUAACAAGAACAACCUUAAUCUCUCUGCCCCGGUGCUAACCCUAGAAUAAAAAAAAGUCAUUUUUUGAGGCAAUUGACUUUGAACCAGGGCACAAACUGUUUCUAAGUUUCGUGGGUUUUUAAUGGGGGGUAGACUUUAAAAAAAAAAAAAAGAUAUAUAUCUACAAACCUGAAACCAGUUUUCUGCACAACGUUCUGGUUUGGUUUUUUUUGUAAAACCUGAAUAAGCAUGUUGCGCGUCUGAAGAACAGUAAGUCACUUUGAUAAAGUAUAGGAGUUAAUGCUGCACUAAUUAUGGAAAUCGCUGCCAGUCCAUUUUAGUAUGAACUGGUGAUACUUGGGUGCAGACUUUCUGCUUUAAUCUGUAACUGUCUGCAGAAAGCCAGAGUGCACAUACUUAAUAAUGUAGCUUUAAUCUCAAUUUCAUAUGGUUUGGUUGGGGCAUUUCAUAUUUUGUAUAGUGGAAAAAUGCAGGUGGCUGCUUGACUUGAGGCUGCAGUAAGAAUCUGCUCUCCUUGGAGCCCUGCACCCCAGGGGUGAUGCGUUGCAAUGAUGACUUGCGUAAGUGCUCUCUGCAUGGGUAAUGCACUAUGUUACUGAAAGAAAAUGGUUACUUUGGGUCUCUCGGAUCAGUUCUUGCAGUAAGACUUCCAUUGAUUAGCUGCAGCAUGUACAGUUCCACGGCAAAUGAUGUUGAGUUUGUGCGAUUUGUUUGAAUAAUCAGUUUGUACAUACAUGAUACUUUACUUUUCUCAUACCAACCAUGGAGAUAUUUCUCCUAGAGUGCUUAACUUGUCAUCUUGCGUUUGGUUCAGCAACACCGUACCAGCUUAUAGCUAGUUAGUGCUGCUUUAUCCAAAAACACUGUACAAUGUUCUGCUUUUGUGUACAUACAGUAUAUAAACCAUGAAUUUAGAAAGUACCUUGCUUUUAAAGAAAACUGUAUUUAAUGUAAAAAAACUUUUAAAAAGGCAGGCACUAAUAUAUUUCUUCCGGUCUUCAAUUUUAAAUUUUUUUUGUCCAUACAAAAAAUGUUACGACUUCUUCCUCUAAGAAUAUCUGUUCUUGGGAGCGGUGUUUGUUGCUUUAAAUGGCAGCACUUACUGUCAUGUGUUGGAUGUUAGAACUUCUACGUUUUCAGACUUUUUUUAUUGCCUCUGGCUGUUGAUUAGUACAGUACAAGUGCGAUUUCAAGAUACCUUGAGAUAGUAUUUAAUCCUAAUUAAAAUACAUUUAUCUGUAA
Haliaeetus leucocephalus (bald eagle) is the source of this 4428-nucleotide messenger RNA. RefSeq names its product acyl-CoA binding domain containing 3 (gene ACBD3). Lineage: Eukaryota; Metazoa; Chordata; Aves; Accipitriformes; Accipitridae. Gene Ontology annotation, molecular function: fatty-acyl-CoA binding. The record is from RefSeq and is a predicted model, not a curated record. Bases 1219 to 2529 code for a protein of 436 amino acids. Gene Ontology annotation, cellular component: Golgi membrane. The transcript is spliced from 8 exons.